AUUUAUCAACGCCUCGUAGACAACUCGCUGUAUGGAUUUUUGAAAAUCUCGCGAUCCGGCGACGCUGGGGCUACAACGGACGUGUUCCAGACAGGGAUCGCGGACGAUCCUGAUCGCGAGUCAGUGUUGGGACGGAGAUCAUAUAUUGGCGACAUCAUGAUCGGAGCAGAAUCGGUGGAAGAUCUGUUGGAGGCUUGCGAUAAGUGGAGUUUGUCGAUCAGUGUAGCCAAGAGCUUUUGGGGCAUGGAUAAAGUGAGAUAUCUGAUACACCGAGUGUCGAUCGGAGGUCUGGAAGCGAACCCGAAAGAUCUGAAAUCUCUGACAGAUCUGCCAUUCCCCGGAUCACUUUGA
Messenger RNA from Phytophthora megakarya, 351 nucleotides. The record is from the annotation of a GenBank genome assembly. NCBI's taxonomy places the organism in Eukaryota, Oomycota, Peronosporomycetes, Peronosporales, Peronosporaceae.